Messenger RNA from Saccharomyces kudriavzevii IFO 1802, 4329 nucleotides. RefSeq names its product mitotic regulator LTE1 (gene LTE1). Gene Ontology annotation, molecular function: guanyl-nucleotide exchange factor activity. The coding region runs from base 1 to 4329 and encodes 1442 amino acids. Gene Ontology annotation, biological process: Ras protein signal transduction; positive regulation of GTPase activity. The record is from RefSeq and is a predicted model, not a curated record. Gene Ontology annotation, cellular component: plasma membrane. Lineage: Eukaryota; Fungi; Ascomycota; Saccharomycetes; Saccharomycetales; Saccharomycetaceae. The transcript has a single exon.
AUGGAAAUAUUCAGCCAGAAAGAUUACUACCCGACCCCAUCCUCGAAUGUUAUUAGCUAUGAGAGUGAUUGCACGCCGAAACCAGUGAAUAGUGCAGAUCUGCCUGCUUUAAUCGUACAUCUUUCUUCCCCUUCAGAAGGCGUGGACUAUAGCGCAUUCGCAGAUUUCUUCCUUAUUUAUAGGAAUUUCAUAACGCCUCAAGAUUUACACGAUUUACUCAUCUACAGAUUUAGGUGGUGUAUUAGGGAGAUCACCACAAAUGCUAAAAAGGCCAAGAGAAGACGAAUUGGAGAGGUGGCCCUAGUGAGGACGUUUGUAUUAUUAAGACAUUCCAUAUUGAAUUAUUUUGUUCAAGAUUUUCUACCAAAUAUUACCUUAAGGCUCCGGCUGAUCGAGUUUUUGAACGAUGAACAUAUUGCACAGUAUCCCAAGAUAAUUUGCAGUUGUAUAAUCAACUUGAAAAAAAACUGGGUACAUUGCUCCAAGUUGGUCUGGGAAAAUAUUGAACUAAAUGAGCCAGAAAAACUAGACUUUGAUGCAUGGUUACACUGCUCGUUGAAGGAUUUUACGCAACUGACAAGCUCACAUAAAAGAGGAAGCCGACUGAGUAUCUAUGCGAGACAAAGCGUCGCUAGUCCUGAUUUCCGUAAUCGAAGCGUUUUGUCAUUAUAUAAAACUUCAGAUAUAUUUAGACUUCCGGAAAACCAGCAGUCUUCAGAACCUCCGAAGAGCCAGAGGACGCCCUCAAUGCUCUUAUUUCCUGAUAACACAUCAAACGGAUAUUCAAAGCACCGAAUAGUGAAAGAACCGCCCGUUGAUAUAGAAAGCGAGAAAAUAUCGGACAACACGCGAAAGAUAAGCCACUUGUCCAAGGUAACCCUCGUGUCCACAUUUAUGAAAGGUGUAGACUAUCCAUCAUCAUAUGCAGUGGAUAAAAUAAUGCCACCCACACCGGCUAAAAAAGUUGAAUUCAUUUUAAACUCGUUAUACCUACCCGAAGAAUUGAAUGAACAGAGUGGAACCCUACGAGGCACAUCAACGACAUCGUCUAUAGAUGAUAAUAGUAAUACUAAUAGUAGAUCUAACACAUCCUCGAUGUCCGUAUUACAUCGUAGUGCUAUUGGCCUUUUGGCCAAGUGGAUGAAAAACCACAAUCACCAUGAUAGCAGCAACGAUAGAAAAUUCAUGAAUACUGUCAAUCCAGCGAAUCAAAAGCCUGAAAUGGAUGCAUUUGUUAAGUACGUCGUAUCAAUAUCAUCACUCAAUAGAAAAUCUUCCAAGGAAGAAGAAGAAGAAUUCCUUAAUUCAAAUUCUUCAAAAUUUGACAUCUUAAGUGCGAGAACUAUAGAUGAAGUGGAGUCCUUACUGCAUUUACAAAAUCAGCUAAUAGAAAAGAUUCAAAUACAUACAAAUGGCGACCAAGGCUCUACGGCAGAUGUGAAUGAUAAACUUCGAGAACGCAUGAAUGAUAUAAAGCUUCUACAACGAAGUAGCCUCAAACCAAGUAAUGAUAAUUUUAGUGCUAUGGACAAUUUGGACCUUUACCAAACGGUAAGUUCAAUUGCCCAAUCCGUCAUUUCCCUGACUAAUACUUUGAACAAGCAACUCCAGAAUAAUGAGCCAAACAUAUUACCAUCGCCUUCUUAUGAUGCACUGCAACGAAGAAAAGUAAAAAGUUUCACGACAGCUCACUACAAUAAAGGGAGUGGCAGCUGCUCAACAGAAAGUAUGAGACUUUUCGAUAAAGACGCCAAUUUUCCACCUACAGAGGAGAAUGGACCUCAAAGGCUCUUAUUCCAUGAAGCCGAUAAAACCAACUCGGACACAACCCCAAAUAUGACACCAAGGAAGAAAAAUCAUUCACAAUGUCAAAGAAGCAUGACUUCUUCACCUUUGAAAAAUAUUCUACCUGAUCUCAAAGAAUCAUCGCCCACAGAUGUUAGUCGGGACGGUACGGAAUCGAUCUCAUGUUCAUAUGAUUCUGAGCUGUCAUCCGGUUCCCCACCUAGAGGCACCAUAACAAAGGACUCAGAGAAUGUCAACCACAUCAUAAAUAACACAAACACUCGAGCUUUGAAAACGAAAACUGGGUUUCUAAAUUUGAGAGAGUUUACGUUCGAAGAUACCAAACCUCUUAAUGAAAAUAAGAAAGUCCUUGACGAAAAGAAGAGUACUAUAAACAACGUUGAAGGAAACGGCAGUAAUGAAGAAAAUAACGAAACACAACGCAAAAACAUGGAAGAACUCGAUGACUUUGUAGAUGCAUCAUUAGAUUCAGAUAAUUGUGAUUUAGGCAAAGUCAACAAAAACUCUCCAUGCAACCGCGUGGCUAAACAGGCAGUUGUCAGACCUGCUAGCGGAAGAAUAAGUAUUUCGAGGGUCCAAAGUAUAGCAAUAACACCAACAAAGCACUUCUCCAUUGCAGAUCCUGAAAUUAACAAUCCGAAACCCAUUAUAGAGGAAAUAAGUGAAAUAGAACCCCUCAACUUGGAAUAUAGUAAAGGAAGUGGUAUAUAUUCUGAUACUUCAUCCACUGUUAUCAGUAUAUCAACAAGUAAGCUUUUUGAGUCUGCUCAAAACAGUCCCAUGAAAAAAACUCGAAGUCCACAGAGAGAAUUGCCGAAUGGCAGCGUAAUGAGCGAAUCUAAUAGGAUUAGAUUAUCCAUAGCACCCACAAUAGAAUCUGUUGUAAGUGACUUGGAUUCAAUUACCACGGGCAGCACGAUGGAAACAUUCGAAACCUCUAGAGAUUCACCGGUGCCGCACCAGAGAGUAAUAAAUUUGAGGGAAGAAUAUCAAAGAGGAAAUCAUGACAUGAUUUCAAAUACGUCUUCAUUGCAUGAAUUGAAAACAAUUGAUCUAAGUGAUUCCAAUAAUGAUCUUGAAAGCCCAAGCCAUCAGGUCGAAAACAAUAAAUACUUUUUCUCACCGGAUGACGGUAGCAUCGAUGUUGCCUCUCCAAUGAAAAACGUUGAAGAAUUGAAAAGUAAGUUUCUGAAAAAUGACAGCGAUAUUAUCAGCAAUGUAACAGAAAGUAUAUUAACAAUGGAUGACAUCGGCAUCAAUGAUGCAUCAAGCGCUCGGAACACGCAAAUGGUUAAUGGUGAACAGGCUUUUUCGGGCACUCUGAAUAAGAAAGAUUUGAAUAAAAUCGCCAAUAUGCUCGAUGAUUCAAUCAAUGGCGACCCAAUAACCGUAGCAUUAAUGAAACUGGAAGGUACAUAUAAAAAGAUACCAGGAAAGCCAGAAAAUACAAAAAGUAGCGAUGCUAUUCAAUUGAAAACAAACAAGUUGGCAGAUGAAGUGGAAAUGCUGAACAUUAACAAUUUGCGGUCAUUCCCGAAUAGUCCUGCAGAAAAAAGGAAAUCUUUAUUAAUAGAGAGAAGAAGACAAACUAUUAUGAAUAUUCCAUUUACUCCCGAUCAAUCAGAGAAGGGAGAUUUCACUACCUCUUCACCUGAAAAGACAAACUUGUCCGGUAAUGUUGAUGUCCCCAUUCAAGCUGCACAGAUUCAAGAGCUGGUCAGCCAAUAUGAGAUCCACGAUUCAAGACUGAUGAUUUCUAAUAAUGAAAACCACAUUCCGUUUAUCCUGAUGUAUGAUUCGCUCUCUGUGGCGCAACAAAUGACUCUGAUAGAAAAGGAGAUUUUGGGAGAAAUAGAUUGGAAAGACUUGUUGGACUUGAAGAUGAAACAUGAAGGCCCACAGGUUAUAAGUUGGUUACAACUAUUAGUGAGAAAUGAGACGUUGUCCGGUAUAGAUUUAGCCAUCUCGAGAUUUAACCUAACUGUGGAUUGGAUUAUCUCGGAAGUUCUUCUUACCAAAAGCUCCAAAAUGAAAAGAAAUGUCAUCCAACGAUUUAUUCAUGUUGCGGACCACUGUAGAAAAUUCCAAAACUUUAAUACAUUGAUGGAAAUAGUCUUGGCAUUGAGUUCUUCAGUCGUUCAAAAAUUUACUGGCGCUUGGCGUUUGAUUGAGCCAGGUGAUUUACUAACUUGGGAGGAACUAAAGAAAAUUCCAUCAUUAGACAGAAACUAUGCUACAAUAAGAAAUCUACUUAACUCGGUAAAUCCACUCAUGGGAUGCGUCCCCUUCAUCGUUGUAUACCUUUCGGACUUAUCAGCAAACGCGGAAAAGAAGGACUGGAUUCUAGAAGACAAAGUAGUGAACUAUAAUAAGUUUGACACCAACGUUCAAAUAGUUAAGAAUUUCAUACAGAGGGUCCAAUGGUCCAAGUUUUACGCUUUCGAAGUUAACCAUGAAUUGCUGAGUAAAUGUGUUUACAUCAGCACCUUGACACAAGAAGAGAUCAAAGAAUUAUCUACGUGA